Molecule: messenger RNA, 760 nt
Organism: Pseudovirgaria hyperparasitica
Lineage: Eukaryota; Fungi; Ascomycota; Dothideomycetes; Acrospermales; Acrospermaceae
Exons: 2
Coding region: 228-707 (159 amino acids)
Source: RefSeq, a predicted model, not a curated record
AUGUCGAAAGCUGUCCGCUGUGCAUGCAAUAUGGCGUGGCACUAUAUUCUAUAUUUAGUAGGCCAGCCCUGGUUUCCAGUUCAUGGAUGGCAAAUGCCGUGAGGGCUUCGUUUCGGGAUCAAGAAAGCGGGCACUCCCACAGAUCCACCAGCAGAUGAUUAGUCUGCCUUUCCGGUCAUCCACAGUUUCUAGAUACAGAUUUACAGCAUCAAUACAGCAGAGAAGUGAUGUCAAUGAGAGAGCACCCCGACGAGGCCAUUACUCGAGCCAAUGUAGAGCUUUACAAAGCAAGCCUAUGUAUUCAAAAUUGUCGUACAUCAAUUCUCCAGUUGCUCACCAUUCGAAAAGAAGAGAAAAGAAGUCGAAUGCAAGUAGACCGAGAGAACCGACGCCUUCACGUCCUUUGCCAGGAGGCUGUGCACGACCGCAACGAGAUCGCCAGCAAAUGCCAAAGCCUAUACCGCGAGCUAGGAGAUGCCUAUACGGAGAUUCUCUCUCACUAUGCCUUGUCUGAGAAUUCGGAUCAAGCAUCGAUGACCGUGAAGGAUGGGACGCGGAUGACACAACUUGAACGAGAAAACGACAAGUUGCAACAACAGAACAGUGAGCUCCAGCGGGCAUUGGGAAUAGCGGCCGAUAUGAUCCGCGCUGUGAGAAUGCAGGAUUCAGCUUCAGAGACUCAUGGGGACAUCCAAGUGCAGCUAUAGCAAUGCCUUGAUUCGGUCCACGGUCCCGAUUUUGUCAAUUCCAUCUUCAAACG